Messenger RNA from Lactuca saligna, 537 nucleotides. NCBI's taxonomy places the organism in Eukaryota, Viridiplantae, Streptophyta, Magnoliopsida, Asterales, Asteraceae. The record is from the annotation of a GenBank genome assembly.
AUGUCGUCAGAUUCCCCGAGUAGUUCAGAGUCUAGCAUGGACUUUGUCCUAGAUGUUUCCCAACCAGAGGGUUCUAGACCUAUUCCUAUUAAUCCUUGUUCAAAGGGUGUGAAAUUGGAUGUUAAUUGUGGUAAACCUCCCACCGUGUUUACAAGGGCUACCUCGAAAGGGUUCAUCUUGAAUAAGCAUUUCGAGAGUGUUCAAGACGAUCAAAUCAUCAAAAUGUUUCCUCCAAAACAAAAACAUCCUGGUCGUGAAUCCCGAAGCCGAAGCCUGAAUGAUCUAUCUGACCCUCUGGUUUUUGAUGUUGCAAGUUCUGAGCGUACCUUGGAGGGUCCUGCUACUACUGUCCCUCAUAAUUUUUCAAUCAAACCGGACACCAAAAUGAAGCGUGUGGAGGAUGAGGCAGAUGCGAAUCAUUUGGACAAAUCAGAAUCGGGGACCGUUACUGGAGGUCUCCUAGAGAAGAUCCUUGAAAAUACCCUUUUAGAGAAGGAAGGCCUCAAGGGUCUAUCUGCUGCAGCUGUGUUCCAUUAA